Molecule: messenger RNA, 696 nt
Organism: Liolophura sinensis
Lineage: Eukaryota; Metazoa; Mollusca; Polyplacophora; Chitonida; Chitonidae
Product: coiled-coil domain-containing protein 169-like
Exons: 7
Coding region: 6-575 (189 amino acids)
Source: RefSeq, a predicted model, not a curated record
ACAAGAUGGCCGUAGACAUGAUGGAUGACUUCGAGUUGGAGAGGCUUAGAGCUGAAAUUCAGCAAGAACGGCAAAUGAAGGAAAUGCUGGAUCAGUCAUCAGCAGAAUUGAAGACCACAGUGGGAGAACUGGACAAAAGGCUGGAUACUAUUGGAGAUGAGGGUAAUGAGUGGAAGACGAGGUUUGAAACGCAGGAGGAGAUGAACCAGCAGUUACAGCGACAGAUCCUCAUGUUACAGACCAAAGUGGAGGAGGCGAGGAAAAACCUCAAAGACGCUAGCAGAACACCUAGAGAUAUAAAGAACUUUGAUGAUCUGUCAGAUGCCAAUCCCCAAAUGGUGAAGGCACUGGAGAAAGAAAGGAACCAGUUGUUGAACCAGUUACGAGACCUGGAAUGGAGACUUGACCAGGAAUCAAAGGUUUAUCACAAGGCUAAUGAUGAGCGAAAGCAGUAUGUCUUAGAGAUCAACUCCACGAAACACAACCUGAGUGAACUGAGGGUACAGUCCAAGGCGUCUGGGGAGAGUGCACGAACCAACAAAAACACCACGAAAUGCAGAAGGAAAUAUUCCUGAUGACCACAGAAUUAUUGACCCAAAGAAAGGCCCAAUCAAGAAGACGGCAGGAGUAAAAAGCCUACCCAGCAUUGAUUCCUACUACUGACUGUAGUCCUUAAUGUCUCAAUGUUUGUAUGAG